Molecule: messenger RNA, 824 nt
Organism: Phyllostomus discolor (pale spear-nosed bat)
Lineage: Eukaryota; Metazoa; Chordata; Mammalia; Chiroptera; Phyllostomidae
Product: carcinoembryonic antigen-related cell adhesion molecule 21-like
Exons: 3
Coding region: 76-792 (238 amino acids)
Biological process (GO): regulation of immune system process; signal transduction
Cellular component (GO): plasma membrane; cell surface
Molecular function (GO): protein tyrosine kinase binding
Source: RefSeq, a predicted model, not a curated record
GGACCGAGGUGCCUGUGAGCCUUACAGAACCUCAGGUUUUCUCUAGGAGGCAACGCAUAGCAGACAACAUACACCAUGGGAUCCCUAUCAUUUUCUACCUACAGAGGACAUGUCCACUGGCAAGGGCUCCUGCUGGUUGUCUCACUCUUCCACUUCUGGUGCCAGCCCACCACAGCUGAAGUCUCUAUUGUAUCAACUUCUAUUGCUGAAGGGGAAGCUGCACUUCUACCUCUCCAAAAUACACCUCCCAAUGUUACAGCCUACAUAUGGUACAGGGGGCAAAAGACUGAUAGAAGUCAUAUGAUUGCAUUUCUUAUAACACACCUAAGAUACGACAUAAAAGGUCCUGCAUACAGUGGACGGGAGAGAAUAAACGCUGAUGGAUCCUUGCUGAUAGAUAAUGCCUACAUAAAUGAUGAAGGAAUGUACACCGUGGUAGUCUAUGUUGCAGAUUCAAUAAAAGAAAUUGGAUUGGGGCGGCUUAUCGUAUAUGAGCCUGACUUAAUAGUCUCCCUGGGUGCCAGCAACACCACAGUCACAGAGAAUAAGGAUACUGUGGUCUUGACCUGCAACACAAAUGCACUCACUAUCCAGUGGUUGUUCAAUGGCAUGAAUCUGGAGCUCAAUGAGCGCAUGAAGGUGUCAAAAGUCCACCAAAGCCUCACCAUAGACCCUGUGAAGAGGGAAGAUGCUGGGACUUACCAGUGUGAGGUUUUCAACCCCAUCAUGUCUACUGCAAGUUUCCCUGUUGUGCUGCAUGUGAAAUUGAGUGACACUCGUUUUCUGCCAUAAGUUAUUAAAUUAUAAAUAAGAUAUUUUGCAGC